Molecule: messenger RNA, 3642 nt
Organism: Styela clava
Lineage: Eukaryota; Metazoa; Chordata; Ascidiacea; Stolidobranchia; Styelidae
Source: RefSeq, a predicted model, not a curated record
CUAUGCUGUUUAUGCUGUCAAAUAAUUGAAUAUUAAAUCUCUUAGUACUGGAAAGUCGCAGAUAUAACCUUGCGAACGACAGUGAAAUCGGAUAUACCAUCCACAAUGGAUAUACCAAACCCCCCGGAUUUAUUUGACGUCACACAAUCUUACGUCACAGAUGAUGACGUCACAACGAGAAGUUUUGGAAAUAAUACUUUUUCAAAUACUGGGAACGAUACUUGCGAACAAAACAAUAACUUAUUUACAAUUGCUUUUAUUCCGUUUAAAAUCAUUGUUACAUUUUUGAAUCUAACACUCUUCGCCGCAGCAGCAAGAGACAGAAAAAAACUUCAAAGACAGAAUUAUACGUUUUCUUGCGUUAUGAGCACUUUACUAAGCAAUACUGUGUAUCUACUGAUGAGCAUCUGGUUGACAGUGGACAAUUAUCCUCAAGUAUCGAGGUCUCCGCAGGAAGGAAUCAUGUCCAUUGAAAAGGUAAUUUGGAUUUUCUCUGAGGCCAUGACAGCGUCUAUGGUUCUGGGUAUCUGUGCAAAUGUGACGUCACUAAUCUACGUCACACUUGAUAGCGUGUGUUACGUAGGGAGAAGUGGAACGGAACGUGGGACGAAAAACGUCAAUUCUAAAAAAGCAAUGGAUUUAAAGGUUCGCAUCGCUCAGCUUCUCAUUGCCGCAUCGUGGGUGUUACCCUUCUUGAUAACCAUCUUAUCUUACGUAUGGAAUUGUGCAAAAGAUUGCCGAUGUCCCAGCAAUAAUUUCAUCGGGGAACACUGUCCUGUUGGUCAGCAUUGCUCAAAAAUGUGGGCUCCUUUAAAGACUGAAUUUCUUAUGGUCGUCGUCGCUGUUUGGAUGAUUGAGGUUUUGGGACUGAUUAUUUUUGUGGUCAACGGUAUUCGACGUCACAACAAAUCUUUUGCAAGUCAUGAAACGAGUUCGGCACAAGCUGUUGUGGUCAACAUGGAAGAAGGCAUUUGUGACAUCAUUGAUGACGUAAAAGGUGCGUCAUCACAAGCAAGUGUUCAGACAACAAAGACCGGCACAAACACAGAAAAUCAAAGAAAGCCGAGCGUAAAGCAUAAAUUUAACUGGCGUCUAAAAUUUUCGAUCAUUCUCACUGGAGUUCUCGUUGCUUGCACGUCCCCGGCAGCUUUCUCUAUUAUUAUUGACGUAGCUGUCGUGGACCCACCGUCGUCUGUGCUUCUUUUAACGUCCGGAAUAUGUAUGUUUGUAUAUUCAGCCAUUUGUCCUGUUUUAAUGUGGAAAUUUUUGCCCAGUUUACGUUCCUCCACGAUCAAGUUAUUUAUCAGUGUAAAAGGCUCGUGUGCGGCACCUUGUGGUAGGAAAACAACAAAGUCACGUGAGAACAAUGCCGGUUGACGAAUUUUACCGAAAUAACUUUGAUAAAACAGAAUAUAACAUGUCUUGUUUCAAUCAUGUCAAUCUGAAUCUCGUCAACUAACUAGAAGUUGAAAAUGUCACAUCAGACUAAAGACACGACCACCCACUAAAACGCAGAGGGUUGCUAUACAGGACUACGGUUACAUAGCAGUGACCAGUAAAUACUGUCUCACGAGAGACUUCAAUCAGAACUGCCAAAAUCGGCUCGAUGGUGAGGAAGUCUGAAUUGUUGACAUCUGCGCAAAAUGAUUUUGACAUGAAUACAGGAUGGCCUAAUAAAAACAGAAAACAUUCAUUCGUCAUUCGGAACAUAGGGUGUCCAUAGAGUCCUACAAUUUUUGAAACAGCCAAGAUAAUUUAUCGAUACUAUAUAUUGUCUUGGCUCUUGCAGAUGUAUUAGAUGAAGGAAUAUUACGUAAACAAUUACUGAUUAAAAAACAACAAACCUGUUUAACAAAAUCGAAAUUGUGAAGGGACUUUAUGGACACCCUGUAUUCAACAGCGAGCAUAACUUUUGUGCAAAGCGUCCUAGAACGAUGAAACAUUUGGGUGCUCCGGUAAUAUGUGCACCAAAAUGGCGCACAACCUGAAAAUAGUAUUUGUACCAGGUUAGGAAUUAGGUUGUGCGCCAUUUUGGUACACAUACUACGAGAGCGCCAACGUUUGUAUACAACCCCACACAAACAGAAUUUUAAGUCUUGGAUUAAUUUUCUUUAUUUCCGUAAAAGUAAUUCUGUUUUUGAGGUUACCCUGUAUGCUUUCUCAUUAACUAACAUUCUUCAACGAACGAUAUGGUCUACUAUUCCUGAUUUGAGGGAUAAACUUGUCACUGACGCCAUUAUUCGCAAAUUUUGUUCAACGUUCAAAUUUUCUUUGUCCUUAUUAUAUUAUGCUGAUACCAGGGGCGUAGCCAAUGGGAUUGAAGGUCGGGACCACCCUUCUGGAAUGUGUUUAUUUGUCAUACAUAGCAAUUUUUCGUAGCAUUAAACGAUUUUUAGACCUUCAAGACUCUUGAAAACUCAGGUUUUCCGCUAGGUGUUAUAAAUUGGCAAUCAGAAGUUUCAGAAUCCCCCCUUGAAAAUUUCUGGCUACGCUCCUGGCUGAUGCUACAUAUGCUGAUUAUUGGGAAUUUUUUUACUUACUUUAAGCUUAUGUAAAUCAAACUUCAAUUUCACUAGAAUUUCUUGGAGCUACUAUAACACGAGGGCUAUGACCAUGUGUCAUCUACCGUUAGGGUUGAAAAUAAAUGAUAUCGGAUAUUUUGUAUGAAACCCCCGCCAAAAAAAACCACCGCCACGUUUAAACAAUAAAUUUAAUAUUUAUCCAGUGAUGGUUUAGGUUAGGAAUGCAGAUUGCGUUGGAUAUUCAUUUUUCUAACCCUAACUGCAUAAUUACUAAUUUGUUAUUUAAACGUGGCGGGAGUGUUUUCCCUAAAUCAAAUUUUUUGCAUUUUUGAAAGCUUUGUACAAAACAUCCGUGAUAUCUAUUAGGGCGACAGACCUCGACCCAAGCUGUUGUAUUAACUUAAGAAAAAACCUCGCGCCAUAGUAGCACCCUCAAUAACCAGACCAUUGAUUUACGGUCAAAAUAAUCGGUCCUACGAUACCACUUCUGCACUUUAAAAUCUUCCAAAUUUGCUUAAAGCAUAGUCACGACCCCAUAACAGCAAAAGCAAAGCAAGAGUACUUAUAGAAGGUUUGCAACAUACCACAUACGUAUAGAGCAUAAUUUUGUGCCCAUGACAGUGAUGGGCCUUUCUCCCUGAACAAGACCCUGAACAAGCAUUCACUGAUAUAUAUCGAUAUGUAGGAAGCUGAUAUUUUUGAAAGAAUUUUUUAUACCCAAUUCAUUUCUCUCACUGUGAGAUGGCGAGCAUAAGAUGUUGAGCCCAGGUUGUGUAGCCUCCGAUGCCAACACAGUUAAGUCUAAAGCUUAACCACUAGGUAAUCUCGCCCACAGAUUUUCAAGAGACGAUUUUUAGAUUUUCAAGCGAUUUUCAAGAGACUUGAUAUAAUUCAAGUCGGCGCUUCAUAAGUAUGUGUACCAAGAUACUUCGGGAGCACCCUGAAGUCAAUAUUGGCAGUAAAACAAAGUGGAAGUUCACGAGUCAUAGAUAAAAGAGCAAAUAUUUCUAAAUUUCAGUUACUGUAAUAUUUCUGUAACUUUAAACUAUUUUUUUUCUAAAACUCUCCUAUAGUUAUUAUUCAUCUUUUUUGUUUUACGAUAUAAUAUUAUACUCAAGGC